AUGGCGUUUCAGGAACAUAGUCUUCCUUCUCUGCCUCUUUUGCUCCACUCCCUGGAAGGAGGAUGUGUGCGGGGUGCUUGUGAGGUCGGCAGAAAACAGCACGAAGCUGUCAGGUACUGGAAAGGCAAUGGGCCACACCACGACCGUUGCUGUACUUAUGAUGAAAACAACGUCGUGGAUGGUGUUUAUCAUCUUCCAAUUGGACACUGGAUUGAGGCCACCGGGCACACCAAUGAGAUGAAGCACACAACAGACUUCUAUUUUAAUAUUGCAGGCCACCAAGCCAUGCAUUAUUCAAGAAUUCUACCAAAUAUCUGGCUGGGUAGCUGCCCUCGCCAAGUGGAACACGUAACCAUCAAACUGAAGCAUGAAUUGGGGAUUACAGCUGUAAUGAAUUUCCAGACUGAAUGGGAUAUUGUACAGAAUUCCUCAGGCUGUAAUCGCUACCCAGAACCCAUGACUCCAGACACUAUGAUUAAGCUAUACAAGGAAGAAGGCUUGGUCUACAUCUGGAUGCCAACUCCAGAUAUGAGCACUGAAGGCCGGGUACAGAUGCUGCCCCAGGCGGUCUGUCUCCUGCACGCGCUGCUGGAGAAUGGACACACCGUGUAUGUUCACUGCAACGCGGGGGUCGGCCGGUCCACGGCGGCCGUGUGCGGCUGGCUCCACUACGUGUUGGGCUGGAAGCUGAGGAAGGUGCAGUACUUCCUCGUGGCCAAAAGGCCAGCGGUCUACAUUGAUGAAGACGCAUUGGCCCGGGCACAAGAAGAUUUUUUUCAGAAAUUUGGGAAGGUGCGUUCUUCCAUAUGCAGUGUGUAGGUGGCCCAUCUCCCCCCACUCCUGAUUGCCUUUGGAAGCUGGGGUGACAGUAGUACAAUGAUCUAGGAACAAAGAUUCCACCUGAAGAGACAGAUCGCUGGCUUCUCCCCCAACCUGCCUCCUUUAGUCUGGGGCUGACUUUCUGUUACGCUUUGGUUGAGCUGUAUCGCCUUUGAAAUAUUUUACAAAGGAAGCUGUGACUGACACAUGAGAAAAGCUACAAGCGGCUGGGCUGUGCAGUGUUAUUCUAGCGUCAGAUAGAAAGGGAAGGCGUGCAGUUCCUGCUGCCGGCAAGCGGACCAGCCCUUUGCGUGAUAGACACUGCAUCUGUUGUAUUAUGAAGUCAUGACGACACUUGCUGCCUUGUAACGUGGCAUUCAGACGAAAGAUAGGAUGUUAUGUAGAUUUCAUCACUUGUAUGUGUAUGUGCGCGCACACACACACACACACACACACACUUUCAUACUGAGAUUAUAAAAUGAGAGCUGGUGAAUUGCCAAAGAUGGAUAUAAUGGUAGAAGUCUGGACUGUGACAAAGUAAGAGCUCAAUGUGACCAAAAUUGAUGGCUUUCUAGACGUUGUUUUGCAUCCUGCUUCAAAGUCUGUUCUGUUCCAGGGCAUCACCUUCCUUAUCUACCCACAACCCUGGGUAAUACUCAAAGUAGAGUUAUAAUGUCUCUAUUUGAUCGAGGCUCAAUGAACAUAGAUAGCUUGCCCAAGGUUUUCUGGCUAUUCAGGGAUGAACUGGAGUGUAUUUGACUCAGUGCUUUUUCAACACAACUUGUUUUGCCAGCAAACUGUAGUGAAUUCAGCUUCUCUAUCUCAGAGUAAGGUUGAUUUUCUGCAGCAGUUUCUUCCGUGAGAAAUGGAACAGCAUUCUGAUCAGUUGCCAAAGAAUUUAGGAGAGUAUAUUUUGAACAACCUAUUUUAAAACAUGGUGGGCUGUCUCAAGGCCAAAGUGGCCUGAGCUGUAGCUCACAAGAGGAACUAUACAGGGUGGGGCAAACCUAGUACAUGAAACAGUUUAUUCUUAUGUUAUUAUUUAUUAAUUAUUGUAUUAUUUUCCAUAUGAACAACUAUAAGCCUACUUUUGCCCACCCUGUAUUAUCAGAAAAGCCCAAAGAGCCCAAAUCCAUAUAUCAUUGUCCCCCAGCUUGGGAACGAUCCUGGUCCACACUCAGUUGAAUACAGUACGCAGUUACUGCACCUCCAGAAUUUGCAACUCACUACCUUACCCUAGACUCUACAGGAAACACAAAGAUGAACAAGACUUUGCCUUCCAAAGCUCAUAGCCUGGGAGCAGCCCUGUGUCCAAUCAACUAUGAUGCAGGAUUGAACUGUGAAUGCCAUGCUAGAACGGGGAGAGGGGAUGUAACUUUUGUUGGGUGCCUCUUAUGUGCUAGCUGUUUAACCAUCUUAUCACUUUUUAUCUUCCUAGUACCCUAUGAGUGAGGCUUUGUUAUCUCCAUUAUGGAGACCAGGAAACUAAGGCCCUGAGAGGCUAAAUCAACUGUGUAGGAUACGUGGUGAUUAAAUAGAUGAAAUGAGAUACAAAGCUAGGUUUGUCUGACUCAAAGCCCAUACUUUUCCUAUUAAACUCUGAUGCUUACUUACUUUUCCGCUCCUCUUUCCUUUCAUAAAUAUUUAUUGACAGACACGAGAGAGUCUGAUUUAGGAAGUAUGGGGUGUAAGAAGGAUAUAAGGUGAGCUCCAGUGGAGUUCAGAGGAGAGUAAGAUGUCUUAUGACUAUUGGACUCAGGGGAGGUGGCAUUUGAUUUGGGCAGAGAAGGCUAGACAAGACACAUUUCUCCCUCAAUUUUAUAGUUGGAUUUAUAAACCCAAGAUUGAGUAAUAUGAAGUCCAGCUCCCUUAUUAAAAGGAACUAGAGAUAGCUAUUGUAUUAAGUAACCCCUUUAUACUAAUAAUGUGUUGUAUGAAAUUUAACCUUAAAAAUGAAAUAUUUCUAACUAAUUAUGUAUGUAUGUGUUAGAGUGUUUGUGUGUGUGUGUGCGCGCACGCGUGUGUGUGUGUGUGUGUGUGUGUGUGAGAGAGAGAGAGAGAGAGAGAGAGAGAGAGAGAGAGAGAGAGAUAGAUAUGCCUAAGAAGUCAAGUGAUGUAAUUUCCAUUACAGAAAAACCUUUUUGGGUGGAUUUUUUUGCUCUGAUAGGCAAAAUUAUUUUAGGGCUAUUGAAUAAUAUUUUGGAAUAACCUCUCUCUUGUCUUCAAUGGAUAGAUGUCUAAUGUAUUUCAA
Molecule: messenger RNA, 3070 nt
Organism: Myotis lucifugus (little brown bat)
Lineage: Eukaryota; Metazoa; Chordata; Mammalia; Chiroptera; Vespertilionidae
Gene: EPM2A
Product: EPM2A, laforin glucan phosphatase
Exons: 4
Coding region: 1-819 (272 amino acids)
Biological process (GO): protein dephosphorylation
Cellular component (GO): nucleus; cytoplasm
Molecular function (GO): protein tyrosine phosphatase activity; carbohydrate phosphatase activity; protein tyrosine/serine/threonine phosphatase activity
Source: RefSeq, a predicted model, not a curated record